AUGGAGCAGAUAGAGGCUACUGUCACGGCUUCAACGGUUGAAAAUGCGAACUCCUUGAAAAGGAAGUCUGAUGAUAUUGGUUGGGAAUAUGGAAAGCUCGUCGAUCCAAACAACAAGGAUAGAGUCGUGUGUAACUUUUGCAAGAAUGUAAACUCAGGAGGAAUUAACCGUUUCAAGAAACACAUUGCUCAGGUUGGUGGUGGAGUUGCCAAGUGUAGGAGUUGCCCAGAUGAAGCUAAAUUGGCAUGCUUGAAAUGGUUGGAAGGAACAGAAAAGAAGAAGCAGGAUAAGGUUGUUCGUGAGCUAGGUUUGAGAAGUGAUGUUAAUGUCUCUUCCGGUGGACAACAGGAAGAAGACCUUACUUGUGCUGGUAGCUCUGAACCUCACAAGUUAGGUCCUAUAGACAAGUGGGCACGUGCCAUUGAUCCUAGCUUGUCUUCGAGUGCACAAUUUCAGCAACAAAAGAUAAAUCAAGCACUUUUUAAUGAGAGGACACUUCAAGUCCAUCAAUAUAUUGCAAAAUGGGUGUACACACAUGCUGUUGCAUUCAAUGCCAUUGAGAAUGAUGAGUUCAAGCAAAUGGUUGAGGCUAUUGGUCAAUUUGGUCCUGGAUUGAAGCCUCCUACACACUCACAAAAUUUCAAAGGAAACAAGGACUCUUUGGAAAAAAAGAUGGCAAAGAAUUGUGUAAACUUUUACUACAAUCCUGGUUAG
Molecule: messenger RNA, 714 nt
Organism: Linum trigynum
Lineage: Eukaryota; Viridiplantae; Streptophyta; Magnoliopsida; Malpighiales; Linaceae
Source: the annotation of a GenBank genome assembly